Molecule: messenger RNA, 6787 nt
Organism: Cyprinus carpio (common carp)
Lineage: Eukaryota; Metazoa; Chordata; Actinopteri; Cypriniformes; Cyprinidae
Product: ankyrin repeat domain-containing protein 26-like
Source: RefSeq, a predicted model, not a curated record
ACUCAUGAUGAACCUGGGUGUAUUGAUCAGGGUGAUGACAGUGGAGCUAUACCAGUGUCCAUGAUUGUUGGUCAAAGUGAUGAAGACCAAAGUAUAAGUCAAGAGCACGGCAGCCAAGUCAAGCAAAUGCAGUAUGACUUUGCAAGUGGCUCGGUCAAGGUUUCCGAAAUGGAUCAGAUCUCUGAUGUCUCUGACAAUGAGUCUCUGUCGGAAGAAUAUGAUGUAUGUUUUGAUGAUGCAGAUCAACCACAAGCUUCAAAUCUCUCCAAUAGUAGCCCAAAAUGUUCUGCCAUUUCAAGUUCAGCACAGUUUGAAAAACCAUUGAUGAGAUAUCUCUCAAAUAGCCCCAAACCAUUAAAUGCAAUGAGUCCCGUUUCAACAAGUCCUAGUCCCAAACACGCACCAAGUCCAAGGCAUCAACAUUCAACUGCAACAAGUCCACAAAACUCAAGUUCCUCAAGCCACUCACCAAGUCCCCAACAUUGUAGUCCAUCACCUUCAUCGAUUAACCAUCUGGAUCAAGACUCACAGGACAAGAACAAAUCUACAAAUCUAGAAUCUCCUCAACAUUCAAGCCCCGAUUCUCAAGUUGAGGAUGACCUUUCCGUAGAGUUCGCAGAUGAACCAGAACCAGCUCUUCAAGAAGAAAUCCCCUACACCGUCAUAGACGAAGUUGAUCUCACUUCUAAUUCUGAUGAAGAUGAUGGUGAGGAGCAGCUUGAGAAGUUGCAUGAACCGAACUCUGUAAAUAAAGCCGUAAUGGAAGAAAGAGGUUCAAAGCACGGAUCAUUACAGGAAGACGCCUCCACAGAGGAUGAGGAAGAGGAGGAUGAAGAAGAGGAGGAUGAGAGGGAAGAACCGGAGGAAAUGUGUGAAAAUGCUAAAGAUGCUCAAAAUGGUGCUACUAGCAAAGAAAAGCGAAGAGAUUUCCUUUCAGAAUUGGGACUCGAAAAGGAAGAUGAAAAUGACGACUCUCCCUGGGAUUCAGAGUCUGGUUCUGAGAGCCCACAGAAGAAACAGGCCAGUGAUACACACACUCCUGCCAAAUCACGUAGAUCUAUGUCCAGUAUUUGUGAGGAGAAUACCGAAGACUUCUUGUACGUUCCCUCCUUCGUAAGAGGAGGGAGGAACAUUAAUUUAUUGAGAAGUGUAGGCCAGCAAGGAGGCUGCAGGCCGAUGGUUUUAAGAAAGGAUGAGGAUGAUGAAGAAGAGAAGGAAACUGAAAUACCACCUAAAGUGGUCAAAAGAGAGACAGUGUCUGUUCUUAGUAAGCUGAUGGAUUCCAAAGAAGCUAAUAAGAAAACAGAUCUGAUGGAAGAGCUUGGUUUGGGGGAUGCUGAUGAUCUUGAAGAUGCUUCAGACUGGGACUCUGCCAGCACCACCAGUAAGGCCAGUAAGAAAUUCCCAGUUCAUAAGCUGGAUGAGGAGCCCGUCUUUGAAAGCCCAGCAGCUUCCGCACUACCCAUAACAUCCGAGGAACAGGACGUGGACACCAGGGAACAUAAAAAAGCCAAACAAAAAAAAAAAAAACACAAAAAAAAAAAAACAACAACCUCAAGCACAAAACCUCUACCUAGUCCACGUUCUCUCAACACAAACGCCAGCUCAAAACCACAAGCACUGCCACGACUGCGCUUGGACUCCAAUCAGAGGCCGGAGAGUGAAGAAUCGGACUGGGAUUUGGAAACUUCCAGUCCAGCCAAGAUGACAAAUUCACUGCCAAAUGUCGCUGAGUCUGAUGCAGUUCAUCACCAGGAACCCAAAGCUGAAGAUGUCGAGAGUGAAGACAGUUCUUACGCAAGUGAAGAUGCAGAUCAGGCAAGAGAGGCAUUACAAGCGUCUUCUGUAGACAUAAAUAGGCCGUCUAACCGUGAACCACUGGAGCGCCCAACCUCUCCUAGAGAGGACGAACAUGAGGAGAAAGCUGGUGAGAUUCCCUGGGAGCAACGCUAUGAGAAAAUAUGGGUGGAGAACGACAAAAAGGAGACCAAGUCCCAGUACAAAAACGUAGCUGCGGAACUAAAAGAGAGGUUCGGAGAACUGGAGCACAAGGAACCACUGAGUGACCUUUCGGAGCAGGAGUGGAAAGAAGAUGAACAAGGUGAUGAAGAGGAAAAGAAAGAGGUGGAAAAGGAAGCAGAUGAUGAAGAUUCCAGUGAGGAAGAGGAAGAGGAAGAGUCAAUAGUGCGGCCCACCGCCCGGGCAAGAAGUGCAAUACUUUUGCCCAUCCCAGAGCAGAGAGAGUCAGGCCUGGAGGACUCACAGUCUGAAAGUGUCCACCGCACCAUUAGUGUUGAGGUCAGUGAUGCAGAGCUUCCCAGUGACCAACAUAACCCUCAAAUCAUCCCAGGAGCCCGAACGGAUGAGGCCCAGGAGCCAGAGAACCGAACGGAUAACACUGAGGAACCUGAUAGUGGAAGCAAAGAUAAGUGUGCACUAGAAUCUGCAAGCAACAAAGACGAAGAACCUGAAGAGCUUUACAAACCUUCAACGCUUGUUGAGAACGAGCUACAAGUCCCACCCAAAGUUCUAGAAGUGCCCUCUUCUGACUCCAACGAGGUUGACAAGGGCCUGUGGAAGUCCAGACUUGAGGGUAAUAAGGAACAGUUGGAUGGUAUGAGGGGAGAACACCAGCCCAGUGCUUUAUGGGAUACUAGAGGAACCAGAGAACGAGGUGAACUUGACCAAGUAAAAGGGAAGAAAACUUACAACAACUCUGGGAACCCGAAACCUCAACAGGAAGGGAUGGCUGACGGCAGGUCUUUGGGAAGAGAGGGUAGUGUUUCACCAAGACAUCUGACAAGAAGUCCAAGAAGUACUGACAGGGCACGACCACAUGGUGAGGAAGAUGAAGAGGAGGAAAAGAAAACUGUAGGUAGCCAAGCCAGAAAUCUCCGUGUAGCUCCCCCUCUGCAGGGCAAACCCUCCCGACCUGCGACCCGCCAUAACGGAGACCUCGAGUCUGUCUUUGAUGAUAGUACUUUAAGUGAGCUAUCGGAAGAGGACAGGAGGUCCCCAUCUUCAAGGCGUAAGAAAGAGCAGAGUACUGGAGAGCUGGAGAUGGCAGAUGAUUUUGAAGAUCUCACCCAGUCUUCUGACACAGCCACUGAGGAGCUGGAGACUCCAGUAUCUGGAUACCACAAUGCAUCUCUGCUCUUCAAACAGCUCGACUCCAGUUAUCUGGACUCUGUGAGUGUGGUGAAACUACAGAACAUGUUUCAUGAGUACGAACGCACCAUCCAGAGGGAGAGAGACAGACACAGCCGUCUGGCGGAUAAAACCUCUCAGCUGGAGCAGGAACGCAACGAGCUCAAGAUCCUGCUGGAUGAUAUCAAAGGCAGCAAGUCCAGCCUAGAACAUCUCAAAUGGAGGGAAACAGAUAUGAACAACAACAACAAAUCAUCAAUUAAAAUCCUCCUUAUAAAACAGGAACAGGAAAAGCAUCAGAGUGCUCACAUGCUGUAUAAUAAAACCCGUGAGCAGCUCCAGAGGAAAGAGGAGCAGCAGCGAGCCGAGGCCGAGGAGCGUCACAAAGCUGAGCUGAAAGUCCGCAGUCUGGAACUGGAGAUCAGAGCCCUGAAGAACAGCAUCAAACAGCUUGAGGAGGACAGGGAUGAGUCCCAGCGUCUCCUGUCUCAUGAGCGCAGUGCUCGCGCCCUACAGGAGGAGUUACUCAACAACCACCUGCGUAAGCAGCAGAACAUUGAGGAGGAGAACCUUCGAAACCUCAACAAGAGCAAUGAGGCCAUGUCCCAGCUUACAGAGGCAUCGGACCGUGAGCGGGAGUUGAUGCAACAAAACCGAGCCCUACAGGAUGAACUGAACACCGCUCGGGCCGAGCUGGACCGCUCACACUGCCACAGCCGACAGGAAGAGUCACGGCUGGCGGAGGAGAGAGACGCCCUACGCGAGAGACUGGAGGAUGCUCGCAGGGACAUGAAGCUGAGUGAGGAGGCCUUGGCCCAGACUGUGUUCCAGUACAACGGGCAGCUGAGUGCGCUGAAGGCCGAAUGCUCAGUGAUCACGGCUAAACUGGAGCACGAGAGGCAAGUGAGGCAGCAACUGGAGGCCGAGCCAGACCCAAGCAAGCCACGACACCACUGCACGCUGCACUACACUAAGAUAAGACAUGCCAAGCCAGCUUCAACUCAUUUGUAUCCAUACACGCUAUACCCAGAGAAACACCAACGAGCACAAGAAAAGCCGAAAUAAAAGACACAUCUUUUUGAGUCCAGUACACAACGGGACACCAUCCAGUCCCUGUCCCAGAAACUCAGCAAGGCCGAGGCACGCGCCAACAGCCUGGAGAACGAGUGUCACCGCAAUGCUCUGACCAUCGCUGAGAAGGGCGUACUGUUGGAGACUCUGGCCCGGGAGAAAGACCAGGCCCUGGCCAGACUCAAAGAACUGGAGGCCACGGUGCUGAGCGAACGGGAGCAGGCCAGCCGUGCUGGAGCCAGACAGGAAGCCAUGCAGGAGAGACUGGCCCAGGCUCAGAGCGAGAAUGCGCUGCUACGACAGCAGCUGGAGGAGGCGCUCAACAAGGGCUCGGCGAAGGAUAAAGCCGUUACAGAUGUGCACCAAAACUUUGCCGAAAUGCUGAACCAGUUACGUGCAGACGGAGAGGAGAGAGUCCACCUGGUGGAGGAGAGAAGCAAAGAGCUGGCAAAGACAAACAGCAAACAUAAAAAACAGAAAAACAAAACAGAGAAUUACAAAUAUUAUAUGCAGAGUUCUCUGAGGCAGCUGCAGCAGGAACUGGCCGACUGUCUGAAGAAGUUGUCCAUGUGUGAGGCUUCUCUGGAGGUCAACACACGGUACCGUAAUGAUCUGGAGGAAGAGAAGGUGCGCACACUCAAGGACAUGGACAGAUUGAAGGGAAAGCUGCAGGAGUCUGAGGAAGUGUAUGUCCAGGCCGAGAGACGCAUCAGCCAGCUGAAGAGCUCUCUGGACGACAAAGAGCGAGAAGCCUGCAGUACCGCUCAGAAACUAGAGGAGGCGCUAGCUGCUUCCACAAGCAAAGAGCAAACCAUUAAACAGCUGGAGGAGGCGGUGCAGAGGUUAGAGAUCGAGAACGCCAGACUGGAGGCCACAGCCAAACAGCAGACCAACCGUAUCGAGGUGCUUCAGAAGGGCGUUCAGGAGGGCACUGUGGUCAGGAAUCGUUUGGAAGAUAUCGUCACAAACCUGCAGAGCAGUAAGAUGACGCUAGAAGAACAACUCAACCGAGAGGUACAGAAGCAGAGUAUGCUAUCCCAUAAUGCCCAGGACUCACAAACACUGUGGGAGGAGGAGCUAAAGAGCCGCUCACGGCUGGGACUCCGCCUCUCUGAGCUGGAGAAAGAGAAAGGAGAACUGACCAAUCAGAUGGAGCUCGAGAAGAAAAAGGCCAAAAAACUAGCCGAGCAGAAGAAAUCUGUGGACACGCGUCUGGAGCAGGAGAUGAAGAGAAACACAGACCUUCAGAAAGAAAUGUACAGGUUGAAAACUCUGUUGAAGACCGCUAAGAAGCAGCUGCGUGAACAGGGCGGUUCACAGCUGGACUCUUCUCUGGGCAACUUCAGAGGAGACUUUUGAGCCACCGGCUGGAGGCCAGAGAGCGCCGUCAGCAGAAUGAAGACCCGGGUGGAUGAGCUGCAGUCUCAGUACGAGCGGGAGGCGUCGCGCUGCUCGCGGCUGGAGGAGGUGAACAGACAGCUGAAGGAGAAGCUGUCGUCUGUGAAGAGCCUGAGCCGAAGCCACGAGCAGCUGGAGCGCAGUAAGAGGCAGCUGGAGGAGGAGGUGGCCAGUCUGCGCCGGCAGCUGGAGGCCGGUGUGAUGGACCAGAGCCAAGACCACCACAACAGACCCGACACAAACUAAAGAGCCCGACAGGAGAUCCGACACAAACUAGAGGAGGUCAACCUCUUCCUGCAGACGCAAGCGGCGUCUCAGGAAGCUCUGGAGCAGAUGAAAGCUGCUAAUGAGGCCAGUCAGCGCGCUCAGCUGGAGCAGCGCAUCAGGGAUCUGGAGGGAGAACUCAGCCGUUUACGCAGCACUCAGCACGACAGUCUCGUUCAGAGAGACUCCAGCCACACAGAGUUGGAGCGCUACAAACAGCUGCACAGCGAAGAGCUCCGCCUCCGCAAGAGUCUGGCUGCCAAACUAGAAAGGUCGAAUGAGCGGUUAGCGGAGGCCAACACUAAACUCCUGAGCGAGAGGCAGCGCAGUAAAUCUCUGCUCUCCAGCAGUAUAGUGAACGGCGGAUUAGGGGGCCCCGCUCUAGAUGUGGUCAGGCUCUAGGCUCCGUGGGGGCAUUACGGAGCCUCUCUGGGACCCCCGAACAGGAGUCUGGGCCUCGGGACGCCGCUGCUGGGGACGGUAGGGGGGAAAUCGCAGAGCAGCCGACAGUAGACGAGAGCCUACCUGGCAAAGAUGCAGACGGAGCUGGAGAAGAACAUAUCGAAGGAGCUGGACUAUGGAGGAACUGCCCGCAUGUCUCCCGUUGGAUCGGCCUCUGGCUCGCAGAACCUGAACCUGACCCUGGAGCAGCCGGACCCCGUGAGCAGAGCCACUCAAACAGUAACCUGGAGGUGCGCUGAAGAAGAACUACAUGAUCUGACCCGCGGUCAGUCCACACUCUGUGAACACAAUCAACUCGAGCGCCAUAUCACUGACCCACAAACCCGCUCCAGAAACACUGAUCAACCUCCCUAAAAGCCCUGUGGAUUUAUAAACCUGGAGUUUGUUUACUAAAGCUGGUGUUUUUAAAAAGCAGUUAUGGGUGCCUCUUUGUGCUCAUUAAUGA